This is a messenger RNA of Aspergillus piperis CBS 112811, 3027 nucleotides long. RefSeq lists its product as uncharacterized. Gene Ontology annotation, molecular function: ATP binding; DNA-binding transcription factor activity, RNA polymerase II-specific; DNA binding. Bases 46 to 3027 code for a protein of 993 amino acids. The transcript is spliced from 10 exons. NCBI's taxonomy places the organism in Eukaryota, Fungi, Ascomycota, Eurotiomycetes, Eurotiales, Aspergillaceae. The record is from RefSeq and is a predicted model, not a curated record. Gene Ontology annotation, biological process: regulation of DNA-templated transcription; protein phosphorylation; DNA-templated transcription.
CCUAAGCCAAGCAGAACUUAAUACUCAGUCAGUCGCAUUCUCUCGAUGCUGUCAUCAUGUUCCCCAAUUAUGCACUCUUUCAAGGCGCGGGCAUACUCGGCUCUCGUGAGUUCAAGACUCCCUAGCUAUAAAUCGAUCGUCAACAGUCAUCUCCGCCGCAGAGGAAGCACCAUUCCAACUUCCUCAAUCCACGCUGAUGAGUAUAUUGGCCAAUCUGGCCGCCAUUAUCAAGUUGAACGGGUUCUUCAGGAAGAAUCAUCUCCGCCACGUCAGGUUCUCCUUGCAACCGCUGGUGAUCAGAGAUUCAUAUUGAAAUAUAUCCACGAGGUGAAUUUCGAAGACCUUCAGGACGUAAACAGAAGAUUACGCAACAAUGCCAGCCAUGUUCGUCUUGCCCAGGACAUUAUUCCUGAGAAGUCCAUGUUUGUGUUCGAAUACCUCACAAGUCAUCUUCUACACUUGGCUCAGAAGGACUUGUCACUUGAAAUAAGAAAGAAAAUUCUCAAAGAAGCUCUUCUUGGGAUCGCCGAGAUGCAUGAGAAGGACGUCGUUCACACAGAUAUAAAAGCGGACAACUUCUUCGUCAACUGGAAACAGUCCGAUGACGGCAUCACCAUCGAUAAAGUCCAACUCGGCGACCUCGAAGACGCCGUAUACAUCCCUCCUGGCUCAUCCAUGCUUGGGAAGCAAGCAGGCAACUGGAUGUGGAGGAGUCCCGAAGCCCAUGCUAGAGGACGGGUGAAUAAACCGUCUGAUAUCUUCUCGUUCGCUCUUGUUUGUAUCUACGUGGUACAUAAACGGGUCAUAUUUGCAGUCGGAGACGACGAAUUAGAUGAAGGCAUAGACCGCUUAGCCGUCGUGAUUGAACGCCAUAUCUCCUACUUCGCCGACAAAGAUGGAUUUCAUGGUUUUCUCGAAUACCUCGGUGACAAUCCCUGGGCCUCUGUCUUCAACAUAACCCUGAAUGGAUUCAAUCAGGAGAAUCCGGUCAGACCAUUUAUGCUUUGGAAGGGAGUUGACGAUGAUUUCAAAAGUCUUAUCUGGGCCAUGACAAAUUUUGAUCCAAGGAGAAGACUUACGGCACGAGAAGCAUUGGCACAUAAAUGGUUUGACGAUGCCGAAUAUCCAUACGACACUAGCAUUGUGCGCGAGCUUCUGAAGAAUAAGCGGAGGUCCCGUGGCAUCCGAUCCUGCUUUCCUUGUCGACACCGCAAGGUCCGCUGCGACGGCCAGGUUCCUUGCUCCAGCUGUGUCAAACGCAACCAUCCCGAGUUAUGUCGUGUGCCAACAUCUUCUGAGACCGGGAACGAGGAUCAUCCUCCUUCUGUCGCCGCCGAUGUUCCUCAGGGACCAUCUCAGAACUACAAUUCAACGAACCUCGAAAAUGACACUUCGUCGGUUAACCCAGGUGACGCAACAGCGACCCUGAUCUCCCGCUUGGAGGCCAUCGAGAAACAAAUUGCCUUGCUGAAAGCUGAUCUUCUAGCUACGGCGGCGGCGACCACAACCAUGCCUGUCUCGCAGCCCAGCCCGCUGACUGACAGCGUUGCCCAACUACCUGGCAUGCGUGUUCGACCUGCUAGCGAAUCACCUGGCCGGUACGUUGUCGAAGAUGCUACAGGUGCGACGAUCUACCUCGGUCGACACGCGGACGCACCGCUGGCGCUGGGUUGCCGCCAGACCACGAUGUCGCCGGUGACGGGAGAUCUUUCUCUGCAAGAUGCCCUGAUCAACCAAUGCAUGCCGCGAGCAUACCCAUUCAUAAACCUCUGGGGUGCAGACGCAACCGUGAGCGAUGUGUGCCAAACGCUGCCUGAGGAUUCGGACGUGAUCCGCUACUGGCAGGCGUACCAGACUAAAGCGUACCCAUUUUAUCCAGCGCUGGCGGCAAUUGAUGAGUUUGCGCAGGCGUUGUUCGCCUUCUUGGACCAGCGGAUGCUGGCACACGAGGCGACGACGCCGUCGGAGGAGCCAAGCUCGUCUUGGAUGGCGCUGCUGUUUGCUGUUCUUGCAUGCGGGGUCCAGUUCUCGGAUGAUCCCAUUCAGGAGCGCGAUUUGCGGUCCAGAGUGCUUAGUAGGUUGACUGUUGUGGCGAGAAAAUUGUAUUCGAAUCAAGGCGCUGACUGUGGGCAGUUUGCUCGUCAUUUCAAUGUCUGCGCCAUGGCCUUGAUUGGGCACUGUCUGCGAAACAACCUGGAUACCAACAGUGCGUGGAUCCUUAUGGGCGCGACUAUACGACUAGCGCAAAGUAUCGGGCUUCAUGAAGCAUCUCCAUCUUUGCCGGAGGCAGAGCAGUUUGAGCGAAGCAGAUUAUGGUGGGUGCUCAUCUGGCAAGACACGUUUCUCUCUUUCACAUACGAUCGUCCCCUGGGAACAAUAGCGAUGAACUGUCCAAUCCCAUACAAACAUGACCCGGAUGGUCUCGGCUUCCAGGAAUGUGUCUUCGCAAUCUGCCAUCAGAUCAUCGAAGAAGCGCGCCAGAAAACCACAGAUGGACCGCAGGACCCCUUAGAGAGCAUGCGCAGAUUCAAACGCCAGCUUGAUGGCAUCCGCGAUGCCGCCGCCCUUUUCCUCGCGGACAAGCGCCGAUGCGUCUCGCUACAAAAUCAUCUCGAGCGAUUGGCGCUCGGUGUUCAUCUCGGGUAUGUGACCUGCCGAAUCGACCGGGUAUACCUGGAUGGCCAUACUGGCGCGCCCUUUCCAACUGCCAUAGCCGUGGACUGCGCGCAGCGCGCGAUGCAGGCUAUCGAGAGCUUUCUCGAUCUCCACCGAUACUCAGCCAGCGUGUGCCGCUCCUGGGCCUUUGUUCACAACGCGGUGAGCUGCGCCAUCACGCUCAAAAACCUCAACCAUGUGCCAGUCGAUGAGCGGCGCAAGUCAGAUCUCCUUGUGCAGCGACUGAUAGCUGUGCUUGAAAAGGAAGAGAAAGACUCCGAGUGGUGCGAUGACGACACCAAUGUGCGCUACUUCGGGCCGUACUCCAGGGCUCUCAAAGCCCUGCGUGAAAUUUGCCACAGUACCGGCUGA